Vanessa atalanta (red admiral) is the source of this 2780-nucleotide messenger RNA. It is a transcript of the gene Tes, whose product is annotated as testin. The coding region runs from base 181 to 2307 and encodes 708 amino acids. The record is from RefSeq and is a predicted model, not a curated record. Gene Ontology annotation, molecular function: zinc ion binding. NCBI's taxonomy places the organism in Eukaryota, Metazoa, Arthropoda, Insecta, Lepidoptera, Nymphalidae. The transcript has 6 exons.
UGUGACAGCAACAGUAUUCUUAUGUUAUUCUUUUGAAGUAGACGAUUAAUAAUUAUUUGUUUUAAUUAUUUUUUUGUGUUAAGUUUCUACAAUUUGUGUUUAGAUAGAUGUAAUUUAUCUCUGUAAAGUUGCUGUUCUAGCUUAUCUGGUUAUAAUAUAAUCAAGAUUAAUAUUUAAACCAUGGGUGAUUCUUGCGUAGAGACGCCGGAGGCACCAGCCUGGUUGUCCAAGCUAGAGAGUCAGAGGGAAAAAUUAAGUAAAGCACGUCUCGGUCACGACAGCGGCGCCGGCGCGCCUUGUAAUUCAUGUGGUUCAGGUUGUCCUGGCUUGGAUUUACAUUUCUGGCGUAAGGUUUGCAGAGCCUGCCACUGCAGUAAGGAUGUGCAUGAUGUCCAAGAUGAUGAUUUGUCGGGAUGGGCUCAGUUUGAGCUACUUGGCACUGCUAAGCCAAAGAAAGCUUCCAUGCCCCUUAUUAAGAUCCGUGGUGUUACGGAUAAGCCAGUGAAACUUGAUUGGGUACCACCAAAUGCCUCAACAGAAUUGGUAUCAGAAUAUAUGUCAUGUCUUGGUCCACUGGCUCCAGUUUCGGGUUCAGAAGCAGCCAAAAAACGUCGCGCACAGCUUCGCACACAGUUGCCUCCACAUGAUGUAGCCCCUGCCGCUAGACAUCAUGCUUCUGAUCAAGAGAAAUCGGAGCAUACGGAAUAUAUCACCCGAAUAAAAGACCAUGUGGUUGGCAUGGGUAAUGUAGUAAGGGUUGGUCCUCUUCAAAAUGGUGAAGUAUACUCUGUUGAAAGCAGCAAAUCACAUACUGCUACAAACAACACAAAAUCUUAUGCACUGCCAUUGAAAAUAUCAAAUAUAUCAAGAGGAGUCAAGUACAAUAUAGUGCCUAAAAAUGCUUCAGAUAAGAAACUUGUGCUGGAUUCACACGGUAACAUUGUCAGUAGUGCUGCCAACUUGCCCGAUUAUAAAACGAGUGCCAUAUUAAGCAGGAUUGUAAAAGAUAAACUUCAUGUAAUGAAAAUUGAAUCCGACAGGAUUAAAAGUGCCGUUGAACAUGGCCCUGUUUAUGACAAAUUGUUAAAGAACUUAAAUGAUUUGUGCUUGCCAAUUUCUAAUGAUGUGUAUCUUCAGCCAAUAAAACUUUUUCGUGAUGAGUACAAUAAAAAUCCUCAAUUCAAAGAAGAGGUAAAUGAAUUUGCAAAUAAAGCAUUAGGAGCUCAGGUAAUGCCUGAUUUAUGGUCUUUGAGUAAUAAUAAUGUUAUGGGCACAGCAAAGUUACUAGAUGGCAGAAUUCAAAAAGGAACUAUCUUUGCUCCAAAUGGUGAAAUAUGGAGUUGGAAACAUGAACCAACUACACCAGAACAUAGUGGCACUAUUUGUUCCACAAAAAUAAAUCCUCAGUAUUCUACUACAACAAAACCAAUGAAUCAGGUAGAGCCACAGCAAACGGCUCCUUUAAGGGAUUAUCUGAGGAAUAAUUGCGAAGAAGAUCUUCCCCCUCCACCAUUGCCUAAUUACAACACAUAUCCUGGUGGACUGUCUAAUCCUCAACAAAGUAGUGAUUGGAAUAGUUCCACUGAUAAUGUUCAACUUGAUCAUAGUGGAAACCCUGUUCAGAUUAGCAGCUAUGCAGAGCAGUUAGAUCCAAUUCUUACUCAAUUUGCUGAUAUAUCUCUAAACCCUGAUGAAAUGGAGUUUAACAGGAAAUUGUACAAUGAAGGUGUGCCAUGUCAACGUUGUGAGAAACCUAUGUUUGCUGGAGAAGUUGCUGUAAAAGCUGAAAGAGCUGGACAAGAGGCCAUCUGGCACCCACAAUGUUUCACUUGUUGCAAAUGUGGAGAGUUGUUGGCUGAUCUUGUAUAUUUCUAUUAUAAGGGAGAAAUAUAUUGUGCCAGAGAUUUGGCUAAUGUUUUAGAAAUACCACGUUGUGCUGGUUGUGAUGAAUUAAUAUUUACAAGACCAUAUACUGCUGCUGAAGGGAGAGCAUUUCAUGUACAACAUUUUUGUUGCUAUCAUUGUGAUGCACCACUUGGAGGGAAAAAAUAUGUUCCAGAUGAUAAAACUGGUCUACCCGUAUGUUUAUCCUGUUAUGACCAAUUUUAUGCAGAACGCUGUAGGGCAUGUGGUGGUGUCAUAGGGCCUGAACAGCAAGGUGUAUCAUGGAGCAAUAUGCAUUGGCAUGCGGAAUGCUUUAUUUGUUCAGGUCGUAUGUGUGGAAAAAGCUUGCUUAGUGGUAGAUUUGUUGUUAAACAAGAAAUGCCUUUUUGUAGUGUACCUUGUGUACAAAGUAAAAUAAAAUAAAAUGAUGUAUGACAAAUACAUUAAUAUUAACAUAAAUUAGUAUUUGUAUAACAUUUUAUAUUGUCUAGAUUAAGGAAGAAACUAUAGAUGUUAUAUACACCAAAAGUAUUUAAAAAUAUUAUCAAACUUUUAGCAUAAAAAAUUGUAAUAAUUGACAAUUAUUAAUUAACAAAGAAGACUUAUAUGCUCAAAUGACUGACAAAGUUAUUGUGAUAAUCAUUCGUAAUCAAGGGGCCAAUAUUAAUUUCUAUAUUUUUAAUAUUGAUAUUUAAAUUAUAAUAUUACAUCAUUAUUGUCACUGAAAGAAAUAUUUAGUCAAUAGUUUCACACUUUUGUGUGCAUAUUUACAUUUUAUUUCAUAAGUAAAGUAUUAUAUAAGCUGAAUAAUAUUUUUUUUGAUAAACUGUAUUCUUUAGGAAAUUAAAGCAAAUUGUGCCAUUACUGUUAAAAAAUCUUUGACAAAGACAAAGCAA